Molecule: messenger RNA, 7778 nt
Organism: Plutella xylostella (diamondback moth)
Lineage: Eukaryota; Metazoa; Arthropoda; Insecta; Lepidoptera; Plutellidae
Source: RefSeq, a predicted model, not a curated record
GACUUGAUUGACGUUCGUAUCCAAGAUGGCAGACAGGCCGCUGGAGCCGUGAUGGUACGAAAUCGUAGGAGUUCAAUUUUUAGGUGUGUCUUUCUAAAUAUCGAACUAGAAUGUCUCGCGAAUUAAUAAGAAAAACCUCGUGCGAACGUUGUGACAAUGUAAAGGUGCGCCACCGCGUCCUGUGCGCUUGGUUUAGGUAACAAUUGAUGCCGGAACAUACUAAAACGGUGAUCGGUAAUCUUGUGUUGUUCGGUGUGCCGUGUCCGACAAGUAUUCUAAGUUUGGUGUUAAAUUAAAAUGUGGAAUAUGAUGUGCGACGUGAUGCCCACGAUAUCUGAAGACAGUAUUAGCCAGAGGAGUUCGCAGUUCUCUGGUGAAGAUGCUAAUUUCGAGCAGCUUAUGGUGUCGAUGCUGGACGAGCGAGAUAAGCUCGUGGAGUCGUUGCGGGAGACUCAGGAGCGGCUCGGGGACUCUGAGCAGCGCCUCAAGGAGGUGGAGAAGGAGCGGGACUCGCUGCACCGCCAGAUCGCCGCCAACUUGCCUCAGGAGUUCGCGACAUUGACGAAGGAGCUCAACCAGGCCCGGGAACAGCUGCUAGAGAGAGAAGAAGAGAUCUCGGAGCUCAAGGCAGAGAGGAACAACACCAGGCUACUCCUCGAGCACCUAGAAUGUCUGGUGUCGCGGCACGAGCGCUCGCUGCGCAUGACGGUGGUGAAGCGGCAGGCGGCCGCGCAGUCCGGCGUGUCUUCAGAAGUGGAGGUGCUGAAGGCGCUGAAGAGCUUGUUCGAGCACCACAAGGCUUUGGACGAGAAGGUCCGAGAGCGGUUGCGAGUGGCGUUAGAAAGGAACACAGCUUUAGAAGAAGAAUUAGCUUUAACCAAAGAAGAGCUUCAGCAAUACAAAUCCAAUGGUGGCCAAGAUGGCGACAAACCAAAGGAGAACGGCACAGUGCAGACCGGCUCGCCCGAGCAGAACGGAGAGCCGCCGCAACAUAAGGAGCAAAAUAGUACGGACUUGGAGUCUGGCAAGACGAAAGUCACUGAACUACAAAACACUAUCGCCAAACAGUCGGCAGAGCUAUCCUCGUGGCAGCGGCGCGUGGCGGAACUAAACAACAAGAUGGCGGAGGUCGAGGAGAGACUCGCGAAGGGCGAGAAGGAGCUGGUGAAGAAACAGGAAGAGUGCAUCAAGCUACAGAGGGACUUGAGGGAGAACGUCGCGCAGAAGGAGGAUCAGGAGGAGCGCAUAGCCACGCUAGAGAAACGCUACCUGAACGCGCAGCGCGAGUCCACGUCGCUGCACGACCUCAACGAGAAGCUGGAGCAGGAGCUGCAGCACAAGCAGGCGCAGCUGAAGCUCCAAGAAGAGAAGAUAGCCGCCAUCGAAGAGAAGCUAGAGCUGUCCACACAGAAGCUGGCUCAGAUGUCGUCACUUCCAGAGAUGGAGGAGCAGCUGAAGGCCCGCAUGGAAGCGCUCAACCAGGUCGGUGCGCAAGAGCGUCACGGCUCGGCGGAGGAGCGCAUCCAGCGCAUGGAGGCGAGCGUGGAGGAGAAGAACGCCGAGCUCGUGCGCCUCAACCAGCGCUUGCGCAUGAACGAGGAGCAUAAUACCAGGCUGUCGGCGACCGUGGAUAAGCUGCUGGCUGAGAGCAAUGACAGGUUACAAGUGCACCUCAAGGAGCGCAUGCACGGGCUCGACGAGAAGAACGCGUUAACGCAAGAACUGGAAAAAACACGCAAGUACGCGGAGCAACUGCAGCACGACAAACAGGACGUGCUAAAGGAACUGGCCAAGUGGAGGCUCGAGACUGAACAGCUGAAACGGCAGAUGCUCCAGCAAGAGAUAGCGUUCAACAUCCAGCAGACGGAUGCGCUGACCCGCUCGCUGUCGCCCGGCGCGCCGCCGCCGCAGCAGCAGCCGGGCAUGUUCCAGGGGAAGCUGGACGGUUCGUGGGAGAAACUGCAACAAGCCCACGUGCUCGCGAACGUGCAACAAGCCUUCGACGUGUCCAGCGAUGCGGAGAACGACGAAUCCGACGGCGGCGUGGAAGGCCACACGGACGCGGCGGCGCUCGCUCUCAUGCUACAAGAGCAACUGGACGCCAUCAACACAGAGAUACGACUCAUACAGGAGGAAAAACAGAGCACUGAGGCCAGGGCCGAGGAACUGGAGUCUCGGAGGGCGGACGGGGCCGAGCUUCACCGCUGCCUCUCCAUGGCCAAUUACUUCAACGCUAUGCAGCAGGUGGGCAGCUAUGAACACAUGAACGUGGUGUCGCGCCGCGGGGAGUCCCCCCCGCUCGCCGCGUCCCCCUCGCGGCCCCAUCUCGCGCCGCAUCAUAAGUACCAUACGGCACCAGCGUCGAUGUCCCCCGCGCACGGACACUACAGGGUGUCCCAGUCGUCAGAGAGCCUGCCGUCGAGCCAGCUACAGCUAUGCGAGGACCAGUCCAUGGGCCCGCCACCAGAGGGCGCGGAGUCCCCGCUGACGGCUCGCUCCCUGCGACUAGAGCGGGCGGCGCGCGCCCUGCACGCCGAGCGAGACCGGCUGCGCACGCAUUAUCAGCCGCCGCAGGACACAUGGAAUUUCGAAGAGUACGAUAGGACUUCAAUGAUGUCUGGAAGUAUGGCCAGGAUACCAAUACACAGCAGUUCAAGCCAAGAAUCCCUGGGCGGGCUAAGCGCGUCAGCGUGGGGCGGCGGCGGCGCGUCCCCGCUCUUGCCUCGGGGGGUCACCGCCGCCGCGUCCGCCGUGUCCAUAGCAUCUAUGCACCAGCAGAAGAAGCGGGGGAUCAAGAGCUCGCUCGGACGCUUCUUUAGCAAGAAGGAGAAGGGGCUGAUGCCGAUGGCGCCAUCAGGCUCCCAAGUGCUGGCCCCGGGCGGCGCCGGCGGCGCGUCGCGCUCGCUGUCGUCCGCGUCGUCGCUGGGGCUGGCCGCGCUGGCCGACGACCCCGACCAGCACCAGCAGCACCCGGACUACGCACGGACCAAGAAGAAAGACCGCGACUACCGCCACGAGCUCCUCGGAGAAGCCAUGCGCGCCGGCACCCCCUUCGCGCUCUGGAACGGGCCCACCGUGGUGGCGUGGCUGGAGCUGUGGGUGGGCAUGCCCGCGUGGUAUGUCGCCGCGUGUCGCGCUAACGUCAAGAGCGGCGCUAUAAUGUCGGCGCUGAGCGACCAGGAGAUACAGCGGGAGAUCGGUAUAAGCAACCCUCUCCACCGACUGAAGCUCCGUCUCGCCAUACAAGAGAUGGUGUCUCUGACGUCACCAUCAGCCCCGCGAGGCACCGCCUGCGCCGCGCUCGCCUUCGGGGACAUGAACCACGAGUGGAUCGGGAACUGCUGGCUGCCCGACCUGGGUCUGCCGCAGUACCGCACGACGUUCAUGGAGUGCCUGGUGGACGCGCGCAUGCUCGAGCACCUCACCAAGCGCGACCUGCGCACGCAGCUAAAGAUGGUCGACAGCUUUCACAGAACAUCCCUGCACUUCGGCGUGGCCUGUCUAAAGCGCGUGGGCUACUCCGUGCGAGCGCUAGAAGAGCGGCGGCGCGCCGGCGAGACUCACUGCCGAGACGUGCUGGUGUGGAGCAACGAGCGGCUGCAGCGCUGGCUGCACGCCAUCAACCUCAAGGAAUAUGCGAACAAUCUAGUGGAGAGCGGCGUGCACGGCGCGCUCAUAGCGUUAGACGACAGUUUCGACGCCAACAGCAUGGCGCUGGCUCUGCAGAUACCUACGCAGAAUACACAGGCUCGACAAAUCCUCGAAGUAGAAUUCGCGGCGCUGCUCGCGACGGGCACCGAGCGAGGCACCCGGCCGCACGCGCCUGACCACGCCGCGCAGCAGUCCUGACAUCACACCAUGAACUAAACAACAGCGGCUACAUGAACGCACGUCGCAAGCAACAUGAACGCAGCAGCCCAGUUUGUGGCUACAUGAACGCAGGAUGCCGAGACGCAAUGGCGCGAAAUGAAACAGUUGAAUGAAAAACUGUUUGUGUGAUCGGAACUGUACAAAGUGUGGUUUAGAAUGUACGCGAUCGGUUAGUGAAGGUACUUUAAUGUGUUUGUAUUUAAUUAGCUCAGAUAACAACCGUUUGAAUGUGUAUAGGAAAGUGUGUGCUGCCAUCUUCUCAAUAUUGCGUAAACUUAUAAAUUCUUGGUAAAUUAUUAUAUAUAUAUAAUCGAAUAUUAUACGUAGCGAUGUUUGCUUCAGAAUAUAACACGAGGAACUCGAGUCUACUGUAGAUUUACUUGUACUUAAAACAUAUUCCUCUUAUAUAUUACCUACCUACCUAAAUUAAAUAGUACAUUUCAUACUCUGAUGCCAAAUAUUAGUUAAUGGUUUAACUAAUAUAUUUAGAGUUAUGGUGUAAGUGAAAACUGUUAUAAAGUCGCGAUAUUGAAAUUAAAUAUUACUGACAAAAUUCAUAAAUUACUCUAAGAAACUGGUUAGAGCAGAGAAUACUUUACUAUCGUUGAUGGGAAAGAAGAAAAAAUGAUGAAAAGAGUGAUUCAAAGAUGUUAUGGGUAGUCUACAAUAUUCGUGAUGGACACUAGUACCUCAUGGCUCAAACGCAAGUUCAUAAUUAAAUGCUAGAUCGUUUACAAUAUGAGUCUCUUUCAUCAAGAACGAAAGUAAGCAUAAGUGCAUUUCCACGUAUCAUGAAGGUCUAAGCUAGGGAAGGUUGGUCUGUCUGCGUCGAUGGAUACCAGUCUAAGUGCCUCGCCGAGGUUUGUACAUAGCUUUAUGUAGGUAACUGUGUGCCUCUCCGUACUUUUAUACUUUUCUAUAACCCAAUGUCAUUUAUUUCUAAUACUCUCAAAAUUAUCGCUUCUUGAAUAAGCUCUUCUAUCUCGACAUUAUAUUAACUUCAGAAUAAGGGCUCGGAAAAAUCAACGAGUGCAAUAUAUGUCUCGUUGAAUUCGCUGGACCUUCAACUGUUUUCUGUGAGAUUUACUGCGGGAGCACACAAAACUAGUCGUUGUACAGUGUUGAGAGGCGUUGUUUAACUAUUUUAUGAUCGCAAACAGACAUUAUUAUGAAAUAACUGUAGUUAGUAUAUUUUUGUUACGCCUUUACAGAUGGUGUCUGUAUUCCAUGAUAGUUAUGUUGUACCCACGGCUCAGGCGGCCCUGAGUUUUGUUAUGGCAUGACUCAAAAAUAACCUCAUAUAAUAAUGGUUAUGUAAAUACCGAUGCAGUUAUAUUUAAUUUUAGCUCUACUUAAUAGUUGUACACAAUAAAUACUUGCAGAAUAGCCUAUAAAAGGAAACUCCACUCCCGUGAAAUAUUUGUUAAAUUCUGCAGUACGUGCCUUUGGUAUUCUGAACUAAAUAAUUAUUUAACAUUAAUUUAUACUUUACUAAACAAAUGAAACAAUUUUUUUGAAUGGAGGUAUUGUUUUUGCAAGACAGUAUUUUCCAUGUUCGGGAAUGUGCCGGCCAGUGUAAAUUGUUACUGGCGUGUAAUUUUAAUUGUGUACAACUUAUUGCGGAAUCCCUACAAUUAAAUAUUCGAUCGUAUUGUAUGACUAAUCGUUGAGGACUCUUUAGUAGAAUAUGUACAUAUGGUUUGUUCGUAUAUAAAUCAUUUAUGAUGAUUAGGGAACUAUCGACUAUAGCAAUAUUUAGCUAGAUAGUUAGGAUGUGUUCAAAUAUUAUAUCAAUAGUUUAUUUUUGCAUUAUUUUAUAAACAAUUUAAGUGGAAAUAGUAGGUAUUUAUUUUACACAUUAGUCUUCUAAGUUUAUUUAUUUUAAUAAUCCAUGUAAUGAAAGCGUAAAGGGAUUUUAUACAAACAUUAGAAUUUUAUUUUGUUAGAAUUAUUUUAUAGGAUCUACUUACAUUAUUUCUUUAUGAAAUCACAACUUUUUAUUAAGUUUUAUCUCCCUUUAGGACAUAAUUAUUUGAUUCGCGUGAAGGUUGGUGUAUUUGAGCUCCUGAGUGUAUUUUAAAAUUAAAUAGAUUUCAAGAAUGAUGUAUGAUAAAAUUAGGACGAGUUAUUCGCAUAACAGUAUUAAAUAAAUAUUAGAAAUUGUUAAAACGUGUGGCCACCGGUGUGAUUAUAUUAUAAAAGCUAUUCAUAUAAAUCUUUCUUAUAAAAAUCUUAAUAUAGUGAAUAAUAUCAAGGUUUCGUGUUUCCGUUUAAAACAUUUUUCAUACAUUAUAAAGUUUUCGACUCGAGCCGGAUUAACGCGAAGCCUUGAUAUUAUUCACAGGACCUUGUACCUACGUAUUUUACAACUUUGCCACUUGAGGAAAAACUGGACUAUAUUUUAAUAUUAUAAACAACAUAAUCCAUGUACAGAAUAAGUUGUUCAUCUCGGUACUCAUAUACCUACUAUCGCCUAGAUACUGAUUUAGGUUUCCAACCUGUGUUUAUUACCGAGGAUUCCAUUUGUUCCGCUUAGUGUGCUUUGUAUACGUAUGGACAACUCAGCAAGUGUUGCAACAUCGACACAUCUAUGUAACUCUCCUUUGCCACAGUUCUGUGCCUUAACUAAAAAGAAAUAUCAUUUACUGCUAACAUGAAAGAACCACAUGAAGAGUAGUGAUAUUUAUCUACCUCUAUAGUAUACUACUGAUACAAUCUCUCGAUGCUCUUAAUUAUAAGAGAAUACGUGUCAAUGUUGCAACACACGGCUGCAGCAUGAUAUGACAUAGAAUAAAAGAAAAACGGAGACAAAACACAAUGAAUUGUCUCCUUAUAUCAUUCAUACACAUCAAAUUGUUUCACUAUCAAAUAUAUAUAUUGUAACAUGUUUUAUAAGCAAGUAUGAUAUGUUAACAGAUAGUUAUUUGUUAGGGUAUACUGUAUAGCUUUCGGCGUAGCGACUUUUGUAUAAAACUAUAAUUUCAUAGAGAUGACCGCUGUGCGGCCUGAGAAGGCUAGAACAAUGUAAUGAUUUACUGUCAAAUGACCAUAUAAUAUAAAUAGAAUAGGUAACGUCGUCCGUCUGAUCCCCCCCUCCCCUCCCUUGCCGGGGGUCUCGGCUCUCAUCCGUAUUCAUUGCUAAGUUGCAGUUGGACAGAGUUUAUUUUCAGAUUGGAUUAGAUUCUGCUGUCCUGUAGUGUACAAAUGUAACAUUCCAGAAUGAAAAACACUUCAGGGUUAAUCAUGCUCGUUUUGUAACCGAAAAUAUAUUGUAGCUCCCAGAGUAACGUCUAAAGUGCCAAUUUAUUCUAAAUUUGUGAUGGCAAUGGAUAGAGAUCAGGCCAGGCCUCCGUAGAACAAUAACUAUAACGUGGUUCCUGCGAACAUUCCACCCUCGAACAAACCGACUCCACUCCCAGCGGCUCGCGCUACCAAAGACUAAAGUUACCUUCACGUUAAGAAAUGUUUGUAAAAUAGAAUUUUUAGAGAAAUUCAAAUGUAUAUAAUUUUGUAUUAUGUGUUGCAUAGAGCUUCGAUUUAUUUAGGCAGUUGUGAAAAUGUAUUUAUCGGUAAAUACUUAUCGUAUAUAGUCAACUACCCAGUUUCUCAGAUUAAAUGGUUUCUGAUAAAAAAAUACUUGUAUUCGGCGAAUAUUAACAUUCCACGCUUUCUGUGUAAUUAAACUAACCGCUUGCAGCCCAGACAUUCAUGUAUAACGAGUCCUGUUAGCGAAAUGUGCAGGGGCAUAUAAUGAAGUGUCUAAAUCCAAAAUUGUUAAUCUAGGCAAUUAUUAUUUUGACCAAUGUAAUCUGAACUACUGUGUAACCUUUGUAAAAAUAUUUAUCAAUUGUGCGAUGACGGAGGUACGUUAUGCAUAAUGAUAACAAGUAAAUACAAUUUACACGAUU